Molecule: messenger RNA, 1268 nt
Organism: Diprion similis
Lineage: Eukaryota; Metazoa; Arthropoda; Insecta; Hymenoptera; Diprionidae
Exons: 6
Coding region: 329-1036 (235 amino acids)
Source: RefSeq, a predicted model, not a curated record
ACAAAUGGAGUCAUCAGGUGUGGAGGACCUAGAAAAAAAUUUCACACUAUUCAUAAUAAAGAUAUGAGGCAUGUGUACGCAUUAUCACUGAUAGCAUUGAGCACAUAUCAGGAAACCAGAGAUUGGCUUAUGAUUGAUAGGUGGGAUAGGUAUUGCCAUUUACUUAUCCAGAACUCUUAACGUCUAGCAACAGCAUUGGCAAAAUGGGAGUUUAUAUCAGUGUUAGGUAAGUGCAUGACAGUUAAGCCCCGCGUAAUCUUAUGUAUGAGAAUGGUACUGAGUACAAUUUCCUGAAUAGACUGACGUCUGUAUUCAAUUUUAACUAAUCAUGUUGUUUGAACUCGAAAAGUUGUUAUUUUUCUGGAUUCUUAUUCAAGAAACUAUCGUGGCAGGUUCAUUUUCAGGCGAACUGACAGACCUUGGACCAUCGACUACUAAACAUAAUUUGACUAAUUAUCAGUUUUCAAACUGUUCAUUAUAUACGAUAGCCUAUGGAUCGUCUUGUACCUGCUUUGAGUGCGAUACGGGUCAGUGCACUAUAUGCUGUACCUCCCCAGGCUCACCAGGUGUCACAUGCUGCUACUGUCAUGCCUGCCUGACGUCAUGCUGGAACACCGAAUGGCAGAUGAUAUCCUUUGCUCAAGUAGGACUAUCGACCGCAUUGCUCAUUGCAACAGUCGUUACGAUUGCGCUAUUCUUCAGAAUAUGCAACAGUGGAAUGCAAUUCGGAGCGGCCAGGCGAUCUCCCAAUGCCGUGGUCAGAAACUCUGCGGGUAGGAUCAGCAUCUCUUCAAUUCAACAGUAUGUUAUUCAAAGGCUUCAAGACAGACCUCCAAGAUACAAUGACUUAUCCGACGCUCCGCCGGUCUACGGCACAGACCCUGCAAAUAGGGUUGCAACGUCCGAAGCUCCUCCACGUUACACGAGAAGAGCAGAACCAGCUGAAAGUGUAAAUAAUGCAACGCCAACAACAGAGUCGUCGACACAAUCGAAUACAAACGAUUCACAAUUACCUGCGGCUAUUAAUCAUAUCUAAAAUACUGUAUUCCAUAUAUCGAUUGUUCUCGUUGUUAUGAACCUUUUUUUUUUUUACACAAAUAAUUAUUUUUAAGAUUUCUGUUUUUUUUCUUUUAGUAAAUUUUUAUCACCAACUAUACAAAUAGAAUAAUCAAUCGAAUCGUAGAUAUAGACAAAUAUAUUAUUAUGAACGUAAUUAAAGAAUCACUUUUCACGAGAACCAAAGAAUUGUAACAUUAGUGUUAAAGCAU